Messenger RNA from Lytechinus pictus (painted urchin), 4743 nucleotides. RefSeq names its product high affinity choline transporter 1-like. The transcript is spliced from 9 exons. Gene Ontology annotation, molecular function: choline:sodium symporter activity. The record is from RefSeq and is a predicted model, not a curated record. NCBI's taxonomy places the organism in Eukaryota, Metazoa, Echinodermata, Echinoidea, Temnopleuroida, Toxopneustidae. Gene Ontology annotation, cellular component: plasma membrane. Gene Ontology annotation, biological process: choline transport; acetylcholine biosynthetic process; transmembrane transport. Bases 160 to 1785 code for a protein of 541 amino acids.
GAUAAUGUGAAUGGAACAGUCAUGCAAAGUCAUUCAGUGCCACUGUCGACUGAACGUUGAACUGCUCUUUGCACUAGCUCCAGCGGGAAAUUUCGAACAGGCCUAUAUAUCUACUGGCAUUUUCGGCACGUUCGGUCAGUCCACGCCAUUGUUCGCGUCAUGGCUAUCCAGUGGGGCGGAGUGGCGGCGCUGGUGGUGUUCUAUCUACUCAUCUUCGCUGUCGGAAUAUGGGCAUCCAGGAAGAUCAAAGGGUCUGCUAAUACGGAGAGAGCAAUGGUAGCAGACAGGGAUUUUGGCUGGGGUGUUGGCCUUUUUACGUUGAUUGCUACAUGGGUUGGAGGAGGUUACAUCAAUGGAACAGCAGAGAUCGUUUUUACCCCUGGGUGGGGUCUCGUAUGGGCCCAAGCACCGUGGGGCUACAGUCUCAGUUUUGUCAUAAAUGGCCUUUUCUUCGCCAAGCAGAUGAGAUCAGCUAAUUACGUCACAAUGAUAGACCCGUUUCAGAUCAAGUAUGGCAACCGAAUGGGCGGGCUUCUGUUUUUGGCUGCAUUGACGGGAGAAUUGCUGUGGUGUGCCGCCAUUUUAGCAGCGCUAGGAUCAACUAUCAGUGUCAUCCUAGAGCUGGAUCAAAAUCUUUCCGUCAUUAUCUCGGCAUGCAUCGCUGCAGCAUACACGCUCUUCGGCGGGCUUUUCUCAGUGGCCUACACUGAUAUCCUCCAACUGAUCUGUAUAUUCCUCGGUCUGUGGAUCUGUUUACCCUUUGCGAUGACCAAUGCUGCUGUCACACCUAUCAAGGACACAACGGAUCGCUGGGUAGGCGAGUGGGACGUCAGGACUACUGGACAAUGGCUUGAUAGUUUCCUACUGAUACUCUUAGGCGGGGUACCUUGGCAAGCUUACUACCAACGCGCUCUAUCGGUCAAGUCAGCUGACCACGCCCGUUACCUCUCAUUUGCUGCAUCUAUUGGGUGUAUCAUUAUCAGCAUCCCCGCCUACAUCUUGGGGGCCGUCGGGGCCAGUACGGACUGGAACAUGACGGCCAUUAAUCUGAAUAAAACGGAUCCAUAUAAGACACCCGAAAUCGUCCUCCCCGCCGUCGUCCAGUUCCUCACCCCUCCAGUGGUCGCCUUCCUCGGCCUUGGGGCCAUAUCAGCCGCGGUGAUGUCGUCCACCGAUUCGUCUGUCCUCGCCUCGAGUUCCAUGUUCGUUAGGAACAUCUACAAGAACAUCCUCAGAACUUCUGCAUCGGAGCUUGAGCUGAUUUGGAUUCUUCGACUCACAGUUCUCAUUGUUGCAACCCUCGCUACCGUCUUGGCUCUGACCGUCGAGUCUAUCUACAUCCUCUUCGUUCUCUGCUCCGACUUCGUUUACGUCGUACUCUUUCCGCAGUUUGUGUGCGUCGUCCACAUCGAAAAAUCCAACACAUACGGCUCCUUUGUCGCGUUCAUCCUCGGUCUCUUUCUCCGACUGGCCGGUGGGGAGCCCGCCCUCAACCUCCCAGUCCUGAUAAGAUACCCAUACUACGACAAGGAACUCGGUCAGUUGUUCCCUUUCCGAACUCUGGCGGCGAUCGUGUCUUUCGUGUCCCUGGUCGUCAUUUCGUGCAUCACCGAUGUCGUUUUUAAGAGAGGUUUUCUUCACGAGAAAUACGACAUCUUUAAAUGUGUGGUCGACACCGAGGUCAAGUCGGCCAAGGAGGUCAUCGUUAAAAGUACGUCCGAUCCCACGGGCAUGACGGAAGACAAGUGUGUCGGCAUUGACAACGUAGCCAUGACCGAUUUCUAGGGCCUUUUACAACCGAUAAUGUCGCAGCGACGCAUAAUGUCGCAAUUGCGACAUUAUGCGUUGAUUGUGACAUUAUGCGUUGGAUGAUUUUGGCAUAAUGUCACAGCCAACGCAUAAUGUCGUACGUAGCUUAAAUUACUAACGCAUAACGUCGCAAGUCUUAACGCAUAAUGUCGCAUCGGUAUUCUAUUCAGGAAUCGAGUUGCAGAAAGUUAUAUUUUCACUCAGUAAUUUGUUCAAGCUCUGUCAUCUGACCGUUUUAGUAAGUGUGUUUGGUGGGACACUCAAGCGCGAAAGCAGGGGGGGGGGGCAUUAUUGAAUCCAUCAUGAUGAAAAGUUGUCACUUUUUAAAGAAUUGAUAUUUUAUCGUUGUUCAUGACAUUUUAGAAAGAAAUUAUAUUUCGUAUUGUAACUCGCAAUGUACCGUAUGACAAUAAUUUUAUAAGCGAUAGGUCCUAUACCAAUUUUCCCCCGGGGGAGAGGAGAGCACGUGAUAAAUUAAGAACACGUUGGUAAGUAGCGUGAGGGGGCAGAAUUAAUAACCAUCCCCGGAAAAGUAAAAACCUUUCUUUCUUACUGAAGAGUUUCAAAAAAUUUAAUAAAAUGUGCACGAAAUCAUUAAAUAGCACUUAAGAUUCGUUUUUCACACCCCUCCUCACAGAAAAAAAAAUAUGCGUAUGUAUUUCUUUAAAAAAGAUCACCGGGCAUUACAAUGUUUUACAUGCAUUGACAACCUAUUUUCGUUUCUCUUCUAAAUAACGAGACCCCCCGAGCAGUGGCGGCACCAUGAUUUUAAAACUGGUAGGUGGCAAAGGAAAAGUUGGCGACCCCAACUCAAGCUCUGCUUUCAGGGUUUUCGCCUCCUUCAAAAUUGUGUCGAAAUAUAUACUGUAUUCGUUACUAUGUCAAAUAUUAUUUUGUAUCUGUUUGAAGGAAAUAAAUGUGAUUUUCAAUCAAAAUCAAUCAAAAGAGGGGGGGGGGUAACAUUUAUUUUGCAUGUUUCACAAAAUGGAGUGUGAAGCACGAGCUUUGUGACUAGGGCGCUGGAUCCAACUUGUGGGUCCCUGCUGGAGUCCAGGGGCAGAGCACGCAUACAUAUGUGUUUCUAAUACAGUAUAUACAGCGGGAUUUCGCCAAAAGGGGGUGGGGCGCAGAAUGUUUUCAUUCAUGUUUUCCCGAUCGGCCGCUAAAAGCCAUUUCUUGCUGUUGGUUUAUAGAGGGAGCAGUCCCAACUAAAGACUGAAGUCUUAAGUACACUUAAUUAGCUUUAUUCUUACAAAGAAGAUAGGUUAUCUCACAUUGCCUAAAUAGAUAAUGAGAACGCGAAGCGCGAGCUCAACUUUUUGGAUAUUUGAUGCAUUUAGACCAAAGCAAUGAACAUUCUGAGCAGUUUUUAGCAGUAUAAGAUAUGCGAGCGAGAAUCGCGCGCUAAAUGUUUAAAAUAUUAAUGGCACAUUCCGAGUAACUAACAAUACAAAUUAUAAUUUCUUUAUUAAAAUGUCAUGAACAACAAUGAAAUAAAAUUAAAUUUGGAUUUAAUUUUCAGUUAGAUGACUUUACUCUAUUGUAAAAUAAGUUAAAUUGCAUGUUUAGCGAUAUGCACAGAUGAUUGGUGGAAUGUGUAUAUUUGCGUUUCACUAGUCCACACAUAAUUUUUUUUUUAAGUCCACCCCCUUCUCCUGACAAUGAAUUCGAUACUGACCCCCUCCCCUGCAUCCGCACCUGCCCCACCAAACACGCUCUUAAAAAACGUUCAGAUGACAAAGCUUGCACAAAUUAAUCAGUGAAAAAUAUUUUAUGUCUUAUAUUUAACUCGAGUCCUGAACUGAAUACCGCUGCGACAUUAUGCGUUAAGACUUGCGACGUUAUGCGUUAGUAGAAAAGCUACAUUAUGCGUUGGACGCUCUUGGCAUAAUGUCGCAAUCGACAUUAUCGGUUGUAACAGGGCCCGAUUGCCAGGUCUAAUCAUUAAUUGAAGAACUAGAGAUAUAUUGAUAUGCUUUUCGACUUGCACAUGGCCGUACCCAGCAGAGGGGGGGGGGGGUGCCCCCGAGAAAAUUUGAAAACCUACAUUUUUUACUUAAAAUUUUCAUAAAAUUCACCAAAAGUGUGCACGAAAUACUUAAAUUUUACUUUCAAAAAUACAAAAGCGCCCCCAUUAGAAGCUUGCUCGCUUCGAUUUCUCGCUUUUGACUUUCUUCAAAAAAAUUACACGUCUUGCACCCCCCAAUAAAAAAAAUUAUGCGUAUGGCCAUGGACUUACACAUAUUUUAACCUAGGCCAUUUUUGCCUCUGCCAUUUGCACCUUUGCCGUUUUUAACCCUGUUAUGUUUUCUUUUGACCUUUUUGCCAUUUACGCCGAAUUAACCGACAAACAAAAUGCGUGUAUAUCAUAGAAGUCUGAGUUAACUCACAACCAACUUGUUAUGCAGUCCUGAUUGGCUAAAAGACCAAAAGUUUCAGCAUGUCUCUACUCACGACGUUUUUGUAAAAAAAAAUGUAUCUUGUGUGAUCCCUCACCAAUAUGAUGAUGUGAUAUAAAUUCUUCUUUCAAAAAAUGUCAUAGCCGAUAAACGAAACAUAAAGAAAAAUCUUCAAAAUUUGUUUUUAGUAUUAUUGUUGCUGCCUAUGGGAAUGAUUUAAAAAAAAGUCACGAAGUUUGAAUGAUCAUUCCAACGAGGCCGGUGACCUAUCACCUUUAUUCUCUUCUAUCUGAAAUAAUUCCCUCAGUACUUGAAUAUACACUUUGUAUCAUUAAUCAUUGAUAAAAUAUGUAAUCAUCUUGAAGGUACCUGUUAUUCAUAUGUGUGGCUACGUAUGCUGCUGAAAAUGCUUUUUAUAUUUAAAUUCUAGAAACAUAACAUAUGCAUACUUAUAUUUUUCAUGACAAACUGACGUUAUGUUUACACAAAUUUAGAAAUUUGUGAAAUGGAAGAAAAUAAAUGUUUACUUGAAUUG